Molecule: messenger RNA, 1322 nt
Organism: Closterium sp. NIES-67
Lineage: Eukaryota; Viridiplantae; Streptophyta; Zygnematophyceae; Desmidiales; Closteriaceae
Source: the annotation of a GenBank genome assembly
UCUUCCUUCCAUCUGUUUCUGCGGCCAGGCGUUGAUGCUCUCUCCUCAACGUGUCGUUGCGGCUAGCCGUUGUUACUCUCAUAGACCGUAGCGGCCAGCUCUCACGCAUGGCGGCAUCGCAACAAGCAGCAAUGCAACAAGCAGCAUCGGCAAUGUCACUAAAUUCCUCCCCCGGCUUAGGGUCGGGCGAUCUAAGUUUCGCAGCUUCGUUUAGAGAUUCCCGCAAGUUAAGAAGCAACAGCGGUCUAAGUUUCCCGCAACGCGAAAAUACUUCUCCGUGGUCUCUAGUUCGUUCUCCUGCGUCAAGCUUCAGCCAAUCAGCUUCUGCCACGCAGACACGAGCAGGUGGCUAUAGGGAGUCAGCUUCGCGCCAUCUUCCACAUUCACGGCCGUCAAAUCCGCUCUUAGUCACACCCGAGGGUCAGCAGCGAGGGAAUCCGCGGCACUCUCGUUAUAGCAUCGUCGCUGCGGCUGCUGGCGCUGGUUCGACGAAAGCUGCUGCGAAGGACGAAGGAGGGGAGGAGGAUUUGAAGCAGGCUCACAAACUGUUUGACCAGGUGGUGAUAUUCGUGAAGGCAGGGGAUGGUGGCAACGGCGCCGUGCUGCACCCUCCAAGACCGUGGAAGGCAGGAGAAACGCCGGGGCUGAAGGGAGGCAAGCUGAACGCCAGAGAGGCGGAGGAACUGAGGAGGAAGCUUCGCAGGAAGGAAACCGAGAAGGCUAAGGCGAUGAAGAGGGUAGGGAGCUUCAAGAGGGACGCGGACGGGCUGGCGAUUGUACCAAUGGGCGGGCACGGGGGGGACAUUGUGAUCUAUGCGGACCCCACCCUCUCCACGCUGCUGCCGCUGCACCGCAAGAAGCGCCACGUGGCAAGGAGUGGGGGGCACGUGGACGCCAAGGGAGGGCUGGCGAGGCGCGUGCCUGACGGAUUGCAGGGCCCUGUGUUGCGGAUAGGCGUGCCUGUGGGCACAGUGGUGAAGCGCAAGAGGGGCGGCAAGUUCCUGGCGGAUCUGGCAAGCCCAGGGGAUGAGGUGGUGGUGGCGCGAGGGGGCAGAGGAGGGAUCAGCGUGUAUGAAGUCCCUUCGUCCAACAAGGCGCAUCUCCGCCCCGUCAAGGCGCCAGCAGGAACUACUGUGAUGACUGCUCCUGAAGAUAAGCAACUGACAUACGGCUUGCAAGGCGAGGAGGCAGCAUUAGAGCUGACACUCAGAGUGGUGGCUGAUGUGGGGCUCGUGGGGGUUCGAGGUACUGGCGGGGGGGGGGGGGGGGGGGGGGGGGGGGGGGGGGGGGGGGGGCGGGUGGGGAGGAGGAGGGGGUUCGAG